AUGGCAACGAUUAUGCUCGGGGAGGAGCCUCGUCUCGGCAGCACCCCUUUGGCCAUGCUGGCUGCCACCUGCAGCAGGAUUGGGGAGCCCACACCCUCGUGUUUAUCUGAUGGAGCGCCCGGACUGGCCAAAGGCUUUCAGCCCUGGAAACUGAGCGCUCCUGGCAGCAGCAACUUGGGCACCUGCAUGAACUCAAUCUCACCCGGGACCCCCAAAAAUAACAACACGGGCCUCGCGAAUUGCAGUGCCUUUUCAUCCACCAGCACAACAGUUGGACAUGAAUAUGGCGGGUAUCACGGGCCUCUGGCUCCUGGGGGAAGUGUCCCAGACGCAGCACACUCGCAGAGGCCUCUGUUUUGGACUAAGUUCUCACAGGGUGUUGAAAGUCUCGGGAGUGUUUAUCCAAGGGUGCACGCGCAUCCAUAUGAGUCGUGGUUCAAGACUGUUGGAGAGGCCCCGAAUGGGCAUGCGCCUUGGUGGGAGAUGGGCCCCGGGUGGGUGGACACACCAAGCCCGAGCGGCUACGGCUCUGAGUACAUCCCGCUGUCACACUCCAACUUCAGCUCUGGCGCCUCUCAGUCCAUCCUGCCCGGGCCACAGCCUUUGUUUGACAGCCUCAGACCCGGCCCUGCUUUUACAGAGUCCAGCUGUGCUUCUCUGAGCGCGGGUCCCGUGCUGCCUGCACCCGCUGCGCCUCGGUCCUCCUCCCGCCGCUACACAGGACGUGCAACAUGCGACUGUCCAAACUGCCAGGAGGCGGAGAGCCUGGGACCAGGGGCCACGAGCCCGCGCCGCAGGGGGCUCCAUAGCUGCCACAUCCCAGGCUGCGGGAAAGUGUACGGAAAGACGUCCCAUCUAAAGGCGCACCUGCGCUGGCACACCGGGGAGCGGCCCUUCGUCUGUAACUGGCUUUUCUGUGGGAAGAGGUUUACGCGCUCGGACGAACUGCAGCGGCACCUGCGCACACACACGGGCGAGAAGCGCUUCGAGUGCGUCACUUGCCACAAGCGCUUCAUGCGCUCCGACCACCUGAGCAAACACGUGAAGACCCACAGCCCGGAGGAGGGCGCGGAGCACGGCUUCAGUAAAAGCACCAGUGACACGGACAACAGUGCGUGCGGCAGCCCGGGACUGUGCGCGGAGCAGCGCCUGCUGGACUUGAACCAGAGCACAGGAUCUGAGGCCAGUGUGGAGUAG
Knipowitschia caucasica is the source of this 1197-nucleotide messenger RNA. Lineage: Eukaryota; Metazoa; Chordata; Actinopteri; Gobiiformes; Gobiidae. The record is from the annotation of a GenBank genome assembly.